AUGCGCAAGAACAUUGAUCCCCUUGUCCUCUCUGGCCAGUACAAGAGCCACAUGCAUAGCUCAUCUGGCAGCGAUGCUGUCAAAGUGAACAUGAGCCCGACAGCCGAGUUACAAAAGGGGUGUUCCCCAACGCAGAACCCCAAUAACUUUUCCGUCUAUUAUUCCUUUGAAAAGGACCUCGUCACGGGAUCCGAAGUGACCUGGCUCUGUCAGAAUCAGGCCUUUGACCCCGGCGGCAAGGCGUACUCCCAGUUCCAGCAGGAGACCUGCUCGACCUCACUGCAAGCCGUUCUCUGGUUUCCGAACUGCGUCGACGAGAAGAAGCUCAAGUCGACGUACUCUGAUGAGAAGAGGGGUGUUUGCGCUCAGGGCAUGAAGAGGGUGCCGCAGCCGCGGACCAGUAUCCGAUAUGAUGCGAAGAAGGCCGUCCCGGAGCCCCGGAGGGCUGGGAAGGGGGAGACCCGCCGAUCGAGCUGGAAUGUGGCGGGAGUCACUGUUUCCAUGGGGAAUUCGUGA
Colletotrichum orchidophilum is the source of this 516-nucleotide messenger RNA. RefSeq lists its product as uncharacterized. The transcript has 2 exons. The record is from RefSeq and is a predicted model, not a curated record. NCBI's taxonomy places the organism in Eukaryota, Fungi, Ascomycota, Sordariomycetes, Glomerellales, Glomerellaceae. Bases 1 to 516 code for a protein of 171 amino acids.